AUGAAUGAGGUUUGCAAAGCCAUUGAGCAUUCAAAUCUCGCCCCAAGCCAACAUCCAACGCGCCCUCGACCUCGCCGCCUAUGGCCGCCUCUUCCAGCACUUCACAGACCGCCGCCUCCCCCGUCAGGCCAAGCAGCUCCACGCCCGCCUCGUCCUCUCCUCCGUCACGCCCGGCAACUUCCUCGCCUCCAAAAUCAUCAACUUCUACUCCAGAGCCAACCAUCUCAAACAAGCCCACAAGGUGUUCGACGAUAUUCCCCACAAGAACACUUUCGCCUGGAACGCCCUCCUCAUUGGGUACUCCACUAGCAACAUGUAUACCGAUACUCUGAGGGUGUUCUCGGCCAUGUUGGCGUCGACCUCACCGGAAGUUAAGCCGGAUAACUUCACUAUUACGUGUGUGAUGAAGGCUCUGGGGGGUUUGUUUUCGGGUUCCAAUUUGGCGAAGGAGGUGCAUUGCUUUGUUCUGCGUAAUGGGUUUGAUUCGGAUGUGUUUGUUGCUAAUUGCUUGAUGACUUAUUACUCGAGGUGUGAUGAGGUUGGAAUGGCUAGGUGCUUGUUUGAUAGGAUGCCGGAGAGAGAUACCGUGUCAUGGAAUUCGAUGAUCGCUGGGUAUUCUCAGGCUGGGUAUUAUGGAGAGUGUAAAGAGUUGUACAGGGAGAUGUUGGAGUCUGUGGAGUUUAGGCCUGAUGAUGUGACUGCAGUUAGUGUGCUGCAGGCGUGUGUACAGUCCAGUGAUCUUGUUUUUGGUGUGGAGGUUCAUCGGUUUUUGAAUGAGAGUCGAAUUGAGAUGAAUGUCAUGCUUUAUAAUGCUCUGAUAGGGUUGUAUGCUAGGUGUGGUAAGUUUGAUUGUGCUCAAGAGUUAUUUGAUGGGAUGAGUGAGAAGGAUGAGGUUACAUAUGGUUCAUUGGUUUCGGGCUUCAUGUUUCACGGAUUUGUUGAUAAAGCAAUGGAUAUUUUCCGAGAAUGUACUGACCGAAGCUUAAGUACUUGGAAUGCUAUGAUUUCAGGUAUGGUUCAGAACAACCAACAUGAGGCUGCCAUUGAUUUAGUUCGUGAAAUGCAGGCAUAUGGAUUCAAACCAAAUACCGUGACAUUGUCAAGUGUUCUCCCUGCAAUUUCAUACUUUUCAAAUCUGAAAGUAGGGAAAGAAAUACAUGCGCAUACAAUCAGAAACAAUUUUGAUUGGAAUAUUUAUGUUGCAACUGCUAUUAUUGAUACUUAUGCAAAGUCGGGGUUUCUUUCUGGGGCACAACAGGUUUUUGAUCAAUCAAAAUAUAAGAGCUUGGUAAUUUGGACUGCAAUUAUCUCAGCUUAUGCUGCUCACGGAAAUGCUUAUGUGUCUAUUGGUCUGUUUCACAAGAUGCUCGGUUGUGGGAUACAGCCAGAUGAAGUAACGUUCACAGCAGUAUUAACAGCUUGUUCUCACUCUGGAGAAGUACAUGAAGCUUGGAAAAUCUUUAACUCCAUGAUUCCGGUAUAUGGCAUUCGCCCUUCGGUUGAGCAGUACGCAUGCAUGGUAGGUGUUCUUAGCCGAGCAGGGAGACUCAACGAAGCUGCAGAGUUUAUACAAAACAUGUCUAUUGAGCCAUCUGCUAAAGUUUGGGGUGCAUUACUUAAUGGGGCUUCAGUUGCUCGUAAUGUUGAAUUGGGAAAAUUUGUUUGUGACCGUCUAUUUCAGAUGGAGCCUGAGAAUACCGGGAACUAUAUCAUUAUGGCAAACUUAUAUUCACAAGCUGGGAGAUGGGAAGAAGCUGAUAUGAUCAGGGAAAAAAUGAAAGCAGUUGGAUUACAGAAAGUUCCCGGUAUUAGCUGGAUUGGAACAAGUGAUGGAACACACAGCUUCAUAGCAAGGGAUGGAUCCAAUGUAAGAACUGAAGCGGUUUACGAUAUACUUCAAGGAUUGCUAGGAUUGAUGAAAGAGAAAGGGUAUGUUCUGCAGGAUGAAUUGAAUGAAGAGAGUGUCAAUGUUUGUAGCCAAGAUCAAUUUUUACAGGAAGAAUGAUCCAAAACAGGAUCAUACGGCAUGGCAUUUUCACACUGUUCGCCGAGAUCCGUUCAGUAAGUCUAAUGAAGGAAUUCGGGUGUUUCUUUUUACACCCACUUUGCACUUUGCUGUUGACCACUCACAUCUUUUGCCAUAGAAAUUUAUCAUCAGACUUAUCAUUAAUUCAUUAAUGUAUAUAGCUUUCGGUAUGCUGUGCCUUUUACUUUUAUAAAGGUAACUGUAAAAUCCUUGCUUGCUGUCUAAGAAUCCAAAGGAAACU
Molecule: messenger RNA, 2267 nt
Organism: Argentina anserina (silverweed cinquefoil)
Lineage: Eukaryota; Viridiplantae; Streptophyta; Magnoliopsida; Rosales; Rosaceae
Product: pentatricopeptide repeat-containing protein At2g37310
Exons: 1
Coding region: 5-2005 (666 amino acids)
Molecular function (GO): protein binding
Source: RefSeq, a predicted model, not a curated record